Molecule: messenger RNA, 2204 nt
Organism: Nematolebias whitei (Rio pearlfish)
Lineage: Eukaryota; Metazoa; Chordata; Actinopteri; Cyprinodontiformes; Rivulidae
Gene: pyroxd1
Product: pyridine nucleotide-disulphide oxidoreductase domain 1
Exons: 14
Coding region: 262-1767 (501 amino acids)
Molecular function (GO): oxidoreductase activity; flavin adenine dinucleotide binding
Source: RefSeq, a predicted model, not a curated record
CGCUUUCCGUAGCUACUUGUAAACACGGAAGUAACCGUACAUCGAUUCCAAUGAGCGCUAAAAUAAGCUAGCGCUGACAAAAACAAGUGUUUUGGUAGUUGUUCCAUUGUUUUGUUAGGUGCUAAAUUUCACUAAAUAAACGUCUGAUUAAAAAAAAAAAGAAAAUCUAAACAAUAUUUAUCUUUUUAGGCACGUCAUGCGUUGAGCACGAUUUAAAGCUAAGUGCUAGCUGUUAUAUUAUUAGCGUUGCGUUUGGAAGUAAUGGCAGGUGAAAAAGUGAAAACGUUCAAGUUUAUCAUCGUGGGAGGAGGCAUUGCGGGUGUGACAUGUGCGGAGCAGUUGUCGCCCGAGUUCCCCUCGGCAGACGUAGCUCUGAUUACAGCAGGUCUCCACAUUAAGACAGUGACCAACUAUAAGCAGGUGUCCAAAACGAUUGAAGAGUUUGAUGUGGAGGAGAGACCGUCCAGCGUCCUGGAGGAGAAGUUUCCCAACCUGACUGUCAUCCACUCCGCUGUCAGAUCCAUUCACGCACACUCACAUUGUGUAGAAACAUUAGAUGGUCGUGUUUUUGGUUACGAGAAGCUGUGUUUGUGCAGCGGGGCCAGACCAAAGCUCCUGGCCCAGGACAACCCUUUCGUGCUGGGGAUCCGGGACACAGACAGCGCCCAGGAGUUUCAGAAGCGAUUGUCCAAAGCAAAGAGAAUUGUUGUUGUUGGAAAUGGAGGGAUCGCCUUAGAAUUAGUGUAUGAGGUGGAGGGCUGUGAGGUGGUCUGGGCGGUGAAGGACAAGGCCAUCGGGAACACUUUCUUUGACGCUGGAGCGGCGCAGUUCCUCGUCCCAUCGCUCGAGGCUGACAAACCAAAGGCAGAUGUUCCUUGUCGGAGACCUCGCUACACCACGGAGGAACCAGCACCCGGAGCGGCUCAGACCUUCACUGCAGAUGGAUCGUCCCGUGGGCAGAGUUCUGGUUCUGUAGAACCCGGCAGCGCUCUUGGUCCGGACUGGCAUCGGGGAGUAGAGCUACGAGGAGCAGAGCAGGCGUCCCGCAGGGUCUCGGUGGAGUAUCAGUGUGAAGUGGACCAGAUCUUUAGCUUUGAGGAGCGUCUCCGCUCCCCACAGCAAACACUAAACCCGGAGAGUGACGGAUCCUGGCCCGUUUACGUCCAGCUCACCAACGGGAAGACGUUUGGCUGUGAUUUCGUUGUCAGCGCCACCGGCGUCGUACCCAACACAGAGCCAUUUCUCCACGGCAACAACUUCGCGGUGGCCUCCGACGGCGGCCUGCAGGUGGACGACCACAUGAGGACGUCGGAGCCCGACGUGUUCGCUGCAGGAGACGUGUGCACUGCAUGCUGGGAGCACAGCCCCCUGUGGCAGCAGAUGCGUCUGUGGACCCAGGCCCGUCAGAUGGGUUGGUACGCGGCCCGCUGCAUGGCGGCCGACGUCCUCUCUGAAGCCACGGAGCUGGAUUUCUGCUUCGAGCUCUUCUCGCACGUCACCAAGUUCUUUAACUACAAGGUUGUUCUGCUGGGGAAGUUUAACGCUCAGGGUCUGAGGUCCGAUCACGAGCUGCUGGUCCGCUGCACCAAGGGCCGCGAGUACGUCAAGGUGGUCCUCAGCAGAGGCAGGAUGGUGGGAGCCGUGCUGAUCGGAGACACGGACCUGGAGGAAACCUUUGAGAACCUCAUCCUGAACCAAAUGGACCUGACGCCGUACGGAGAGGAGCUGCUCAACCCAAACAUCGACAUAGAGGACUACUUUGAUUAAGUUCAGCUGACGUUUGCUGCUCGGAGCCACGGAGAAACUCAUCGUUUCAGUACUUUUUAACUUAUCAAAGCUUAUUUUAGGAGGGAGGAACCAGCCGUGGAAAAAGACGAACGCUGGUUCUUGUUUGCUUUCCAAAUAAAUUAUUUUCAGAAUAACUUGCUGCUGGAUUUGAAAAGAGUAAACCUGGUGUCAUCCUGUGGUAAUUUGCUCCAGUUAGAGGAAUUACGGUCGCUGGUGCUGGAAAUAUGCGCAGAAAUCUGAUCGACUGAACGUGUCGGAGGUGAGCCUGAAGUCCUGCUGCCACGUGGGGCUCAUCAGAGCAUGACGGGGUUAAAUAACUGCACUUUUAUUGUUUUAACUUCUUUUCACAGCAACGCAGUUAAAAUCAACUGAACUAGUUUUGUAUUAAACUCCCUAAAAGUCAGUUCCACUUCCAG